Messenger RNA from Ipomoea nil (Japanese morning glory), 653 nucleotides. Its product is annotated as mediator of RNA polymerase II transcription subunit 32-like. Gene Ontology annotation, cellular component: mediator complex. Gene Ontology annotation, biological process: regulation of DNA-templated transcription; root development; leaf senescence. Bases 223 to 579 code for a protein of 118 amino acids. The record is from RefSeq and is a predicted model, not a curated record. The transcript is spliced from 2 exons. Lineage: Eukaryota; Viridiplantae; Streptophyta; Magnoliopsida; Solanales; Convolvulaceae.
UCUUUUCUUUUUUUUUUUUCAAGAAUCACAAAGAAAGUAGGACAGUUAGAAACGGUUUUUGUUGAAAGAACGGGUAUAUACAAGAAACGGUGGCACGAUAUGAUUGAAUAUACCCUGUUACAAUAUUGAUCUCGUUGAGAUUUCAUCAUCCUCCAAAUCCCAACCGUAUAGAAACGUCUAAACUGCAGUAAUUUUCUUACCUUUCCACCACGCGUAAAGGGGAUGUCUUUGAUGGAUAACAUGGUGGUGGAUCCUAUAAAGAAUGCGUACGAUGAUCUCGUGAAUGCAGCCACGGCGGUGCUGGAGGCGAAGCAGAGCUGCAAAGGGCAAAAGACGACGGCGGAGGUCGACGCCGCGCUGGAGAAGUUCAGGGAGCGUUGGGAUUCUUUCCAGUGCGUCUGCGACGGAGCGCAAGAGUUUCUCGAAUGUGUGAGGAGUAGCAUGGGGAGUAACGCGUCACUGAUCGAUGAAUCCGGCCACAACGUCGCCGGAAGGUUGGAACAUGUUCUGUCCGCCGGUCCGGCGGCUUCCCAGACCGGUUUGGUUCAAACAGAUAAUGAACAAACAGCCAAGGAUUGAAGUCUGGUUUUUUUGUUCUGCUGCAGAUUUUGUUUUAGAUUGGUUCUGAGAUUAGAAAUUUCCAAUGCACAUAU